AUGCCCUACCAGGACGGCGACUCGAUUCUGCUCGUCGGCGAAGGGAACCUCAGCUUUGCAAGAGCCCUGGUCGAAAUCGUCCCACGCUCUCUGUUGACGGCGACAGUGUUUGACUCGGAAAAGAUCGUCAUGGAGAAAUAUCCGGACGCAGCCCGGAACAUCAAGGCCGUGGCCGAUUCUGGCGGCGCUGUGCUCUUUGGCAUCGAUGCCACAAAGCUCGAGGGUUACAGAAAGCUCCGGAACAAGCGCUUUGACAAAAUUGUCUUCAACUUUCCGCAUGCAGGCGCUGGCAUCAAGGACCAGGAUCGAAACAUCCAAAUCAACCAGGAGCUGCUGUCGUCGUUCUUCCUGAGCGCCCUGCCCUUCCUCAAGUCACGCACGACAUACCAAGAUCCCGUUGACGGAGAAAUCCAUGUGACCCUCAAGGAGGGAGAGCCAUACGAGUCGUGGCGCAUCAAGAAGUUGGCACAGAUGACGGGGCUGCUCAAGUGCGCAACGUCCUUCGAGUUUGUGCCGCAAAUCUACCCGGGAUAUGCCCAUCGGCGCACAAUUGGGUUCCAGGAGGGCAUCAGCAAGGACCACAACGAGGAGCUGCAGCUGAAGCGCUGCCGAACGUUCGUCUUUGUGCGUGUCGAUGCAAAAGACGAUACGGGAACCUAUCGACCGGGCUGGAAUAGCAGGCACCGAUCGCGCCGACGGCGAGCACAAGACAGCGAUCGCUCGGACAGCGACGAUGCCCAGGAUGGCGAUGGGGACGGUCUAGGCGAUGAGGAUGGCUCGAACGAGGCAGAGUAG
Messenger RNA from Polychytrium aggregatum, 795 nucleotides. RefSeq lists its product as uncharacterized. Gene Ontology annotation, biological process: rRNA base methylation. The record is from RefSeq and is a predicted model, not a curated record. Gene Ontology annotation, molecular function: rRNA (uridine-N3-)-methyltransferase activity. NCBI's taxonomy places the organism in Eukaryota, Fungi, Chytridiomycota, Chytridiomycetes, Polychytriales. Bases 1 to 795 code for a protein of 264 amino acids. Gene Ontology annotation, cellular component: cytoplasm. The transcript has 2 exons.